Messenger RNA from Anisakis simplex (herring worm), 210 nucleotides. NCBI's taxonomy places the organism in Eukaryota, Metazoa, Nematoda, Chromadorea, Rhabditida, Anisakidae. The record is from the annotation of a GenBank genome assembly.
AUGGCGUUUCUGGUCCGCGAUCCAGUUAGCAAUGCCACGUUCCUACCGUCCGCACAUCGCGGGUUUGCGUCGCGUAUUCGCGUGCGGUCGCGUUGCUACGACGCGCAUUUGGUUAUUGAUGGAGGCGCUGCGUACAAAUUUAACGAUGGUGCUGAGGCCAUUUUAGAGGUUCACCCAGAGGACGCCCUCAAAACGGUUGUAUUUCGGUGA